AUGAAUACUUUAGCAGAACUUCUACUGGUAGAGUUUAUACUGGCAGAACUUCUACUGGCAGAACUUCUACUGGUAGAGUUUAUACUGGCAGAACUUCUACUGGUAGAGUUUAUACUGGCAGAACUUCUACUGGCAGAACUUCUACUGGUAGAGUUUAUACUGGCAGAACUUCUACUGGUAGAGUUUAUACUGGCAGAACUUCUACUGGUAGAGUUUAUACUGGCAGAACUUCUACUGGUAGA
Trichomonas vaginalis G3 is the source of this 242-nucleotide messenger RNA. RefSeq lists its product as uncharacterized. The transcript has a single exon. The record is from RefSeq and is a predicted model, not a curated record. NCBI's taxonomy places the organism in Eukaryota, Parabasalia, Trichomonadida, Trichomonadidae. The annotation marks the transcript as partial.